Pipistrellus nathusii (Nathusius's pipistrelle) is the source of this 336-nucleotide messenger RNA. NCBI's taxonomy places the organism in Eukaryota, Metazoa, Chordata, Mammalia, Chiroptera, Vespertilionidae. The record is from the annotation of a GenBank genome assembly.
AUGCCAGGUUUCCCACCUACAAACAAGCAGGGUGCGCGAUGCCCCAUCUGUACAGCGAGCGGAGAGCCAGGCAGGCCCGCCCCUCGGCCGGAGCCGGCAUCCAGCCUGCGCCUGCUUCUGUACAGCCCUCGAGCUCGGGAUGCUUUGUACGUUUUCAAAAACAGAGACGAGUAUGUGACUGAGACCCUAAGGCAGGCCAAACAGUCACCCCAGCCCUGCCUUACAGGCUGUGUGGGCCACACAGCGCAGGCCGGGGCCUGGCUCAAAGGAAGCAAGCAGUACGAAGUGAUGCAUGCAACAGAGCUAUUAGCGUUUGAAAAACAAACUGCCUCCUGA